Formica exsecta is the source of this 2732-nucleotide messenger RNA. Its product is annotated as ethanolaminephosphotransferase 1-like. Gene Ontology annotation, biological process: phosphatidylethanolamine biosynthetic process. NCBI's taxonomy places the organism in Eukaryota, Metazoa, Arthropoda, Insecta, Hymenoptera, Formicidae. Gene Ontology annotation, molecular function: ethanolaminephosphotransferase activity. The record is from RefSeq and is a predicted model, not a curated record. Gene Ontology annotation, cellular component: Golgi apparatus; endoplasmic reticulum membrane. The transcript is spliced from 8 exons.
UUCUUUCUCUAUAUGUGAAACGCGUCGCGCAUGAAUUGUGGUGUAUGCGGUUGUGGCUUGUGGCCUGUGGUCGACAAGCCGAGAUCGUCCGAUAUGCGCGCAUACGUAAUACGCGCGUAAUUUAUUAUUAUAUUACACACAUUAUCGUCACUCGCAUCGCGCGAGGUCUCGAUUCGCGACGAAGACGCAAUUAUAUCUUUCUGAGUGAAAAUCAGAUCGAAAUCUGGUGUUCACGAAACGUGUGCGAGGUAGAAUUCUCUCAACGCUUGCACGAUGAAUCAAUGUAACAAUUUAAACGAUUUUGCGGACGAUGCGAAUAAAAAAGAAAAAUAAGCAGAAGGAAUAUUCAUACAAGAAAAUCGGAGUUUCUCGUGCAAUCGACCGCUUCUCGUCAUAGGACGAUAUUUCGCGUAAAUGUGCGGUGAUUGACGAUUGUUGAGUCAACGUUGGAUUUGUUAGGUGGUUAGAUUUUCGGAGAAUUUCAGAAUGUAUCGUAAAUUCAAGUACGAGGUGGAAUACCUGACCGAAGAACACCUCACGGGGUUCGAGAGCUACAAAUACAGCUCCUUGGAUACAAGCCCCCUAAGUGUAUAUGUAAUGCAUCCCUUUUGGAACAAAGUAGUACAGUAUUGUCCAAAAUGGGUUGCUCCAAAUGUACUAACCUUCUCUGGAUUCCUCUUUACCGUGUUGAAUUUCAUGUUAUUUGCAUAUUAUGACUACUACUUUUACGCAUCCAGUGAUGACAAGCCGGAAUAUCCUCCAAUAUCACAAUGGAUCUUUGCUGUAGCUGCUUUUAACAUUUUUAUGGCAUAUACGCUUGAUGGGAUAGAUGGAAAGCAGGCGAGACGUACACAAACCUCUGGUCCAUUAGGAGAAUUAUUCGAUCACGGCUUAGACAGUUGGACUGCUAUGUUGAUCACUGUGUGUAUGUACUCAGUUUUCGGCAGAACGGAUCACAGUGUUUCGCCGUUACGAAUGUACUUUAUACUAUGGAAUGUAUUUAUUAAUUUCUAUCUGAGUCAUUGGGAGAAAUAUAACACUGGUGUGCUAUUUCUUCCUUGGGGAUAUGAUGCUUCCAUGCUAGUAAGUUUACUUAAACCAUAAUUCAUAUGUGUGUACAAUUACAUAUAAAAAAAAAUAUAUGUAUCAGCAGGGAUGAUGUUUGAAAUGCUGUUUUACGUUAGUGCGCUUGUGUCCAACUUGCCAGUUGUUCUUUGGAACAUAUAUAAGUCAUAUAGAGAUAAGAGCGGCAAAAUGCGAACGUUUCCAGAGGCCAUAAGGCCGUUGGUGCCUUUAAUUUUGCUCUUUGCAAUUUCCACAAUCUGGAUAAUGCAUUCUCCAAGUAACAUUCUAGAAAAGGAUCCAAGAAUAAUAUAUUUUGCUAUUGGGACUAUUUUCUCCAACAUAUGUUGUCGAUUAAUCGUAUCACAGAUGAGUAAUACUAGAUGUGAAGUAUUACCAUGGAUACUGUUGCCAGUCGCAGUAGCCGCUACUUUCUCGUUUAUGUUACCUAGCAUAGAUUUGGAAUCUAUGUAUUUAGUCUCCAUAAUAGCACUGUUGGCACACAUUCAUUAUGGUGCUUGUGUGGUGCGUCAAAUGUGUCGUCACUUUCGUAUUCAGACGUUCUCCAUAAAAAAUCAUUCCGAAUGACUACUUGCCGACGAUAUAUGUUAAAAACGAAGGAAAUACGAGGUAAAAGAAAAAAAAAGUUGUUAAAACCGGCGCAGAGAAGCAAACAGGGAGAAGAGAUCUGACACACAUAAACAUACAAACUUGUUAUUAGAUUUAAUCACUAGGAAUGAAGUUAAUUAUCAUGACAAAACACUUAUUGAAAGAACAAGGAAUUCCUAGAAUCACAUCCUUCACGCGAGAUAUGAUUAUAUAAAAAUGCUACUUGCAGAGAUUGUGAUAGCUUUAUUUUGCUUCACAUAUCUAACAUAAUCGUAUCUGCUGAAUUGUCUGUUUAUUUCUAUGCCAAAAACAAAAUUCUCCGAAUCCGUUCUAUAUUAUCUUACUGUGAUAUAUUUAAUUAUCCGCGCAUCACUUCUUUACUUUUGAAAGGUGGUUUGUUCAUAAACAUUCCCCCUCAUAUAUUCCGCUUAAAGCACUGGUUUUAUACAUGUAUGUGUGUACAAAUACUUUUUCUUUGAAUGCUGCUAACUUCAUCAAGCGUUAAACUGUAAAAAUAUACAUUUCUUCGUUUUUGACACAUAUCGUCCCUCGGAUGUUAAUCAAUUUACUAAUAAUGUAAUAUCUAUUGUUUUCUCCUUCUCUUUUCUGUAAUUUUCUUGUUUCUUUCUUUCUAAAUGCUGUAUAAAUUAUCAUCGGCUAUUCAUAUAUGUUUCAAUAAUAGAAUAAUGCAUGUUAUAGUAAUAUACAAGUCAUAUUUAGUACAAGUUAAUAUAUAUGAUAAAGGAUCGAGUGUAUUAUUGUUUAUAUUAGAGUGUAAAUUUGUGUUAAGAUUUGUACGACUAUAAUUAUUACAUCAUAUGAUUUCCAUAUGAAAUUGCAAUGCAAAAUUCUGACAUAGUCAAAUGUAAUUUCAAUAACAAAAAUUGUUUUGCCCUUUUUUACUUUAAAACGAAAAUUUUUGUUUACAAUUGUGUAGAUACAUUAAAGUAAUAUAUUUUCAAAAAAGACGUAUGUGUGAAAUAAAAUACAUUAAAAUAUAUACUGGAAGAAAUUUAAGCUAGUAAGACAUUUAUUUGACAAAUAUUAAUUUUUUUUUUUUU